GACACUCGCGUAUCUUGACUGCAUGCACACACAGCUUUUACUUUACGUGUUAACCACGUUUCGCGUUAAACGUAACACCUUUUGACGAACUUUUCGUCAACCAGACUCUUUGCGUCUCCGCAAGAAGACAAAACAUGUCGACAGUCUUCUCUUUCCAGACACAGCUUGUCUCCAUCAUGGACGCGUUAUCCAAAACAGCUGUACUGGAAAUAAGCAAACUGGUCGAGAUCGAGUCGAAGAUGCUUAAAAUUGAGAUAACUCGAGGGCGGAACGAAGUCACCUCUCUCACAGAGAAGCUGCAGCUCAUGGAGAAAUUGCUUUACAUCGCACAGGGGGGCAGGACGCAGGACGCGGCGGCCGCAGGCUCAGUGGUGGGGGACGCGUCAGAGGACUCGGGGCUGCAGCCGGACAGGACAAGACCCGCCAUGAAAGGUGAAGGUCCGUGGGAAAGCACCGGUUCCUCCACUGAGGUGAGCAAAUGGCAUCAUUUUCAAGGUGAAGAGCAUGCCAUGGCUGAACUGCCAAACCCACCCAGGGAGACACCAGAACUCAUAGUGGUAAAGGAAGAGCCAUUGGAGGUGGAUAACCGUGAAUGUGAACCGCAAAGGAAAAGUGAAAACAGGAGGGAAGCAUUCACAGAAACUCAGAAUAGUUCAGCAGUGAUGCAGGGUCGGCAACCUGUCACGGAACGCCUGCAGCCUCUGUUUACUGACAGCUUCGUGACCAUCAGCAGCCAGCCGUCCCUCGCUGGACCAGAGAGAAGGGAAACACAGUGGAAUCCACAGCUCGCAACUGCACACACAAACCAAGUGGCUGGGAAAAGCCCGGCUCCAAAUGUUGCCUCCCAAAGCUUAAGUGUGCUUAGGAACCUGAAACUUCACAACUUGAGGAACUCGGCCACAAAGAGGUUUGGCUGCUUGCAGUGUGGUAAGAGCUUCAGAUGCUUUAGCCAGCUUGAAAUACACCAGAGGAGCCACACAGGAGAGAAACCCUUCAGGUGCACGCUGUGUGGAAAGAGAUACUCUCAAAAAGGACAUUUGUACACACACCAGCGCACACACACUGGAGAGAAGCCCUACCGCUGUCCUAUUUGUGGAAAGGGCUUUAUUCAGAAAUGCACUCUGGAUAUGCAUCAGCGUACACACACCGGAGAAAAACCUUUUGUUUGUAUCAGAUGUGGCAAGGGCUUUACGAAGAACUGCAAUCUCAAAAAACACCUUGCUGUGCAUCUAGAUCCUAGUUUUAACAUGUAUGGCAGUGAAUCUAGUGUACCAACAAUUAGCGGGACAUUUGUAAACGGAACCACCUAAAACACACCAUCCAAUGUGACUUCUACUGCUGUUAAUAUUAUUUUGUACAAAAUAUUUCAAUUUAUCUUUGCUCCAGAUUUAAGUGUGUUAACCUGAUAGGAUGAAAUAUGUGUCAACGUAUGUGUUAUCUGAUGCCUUGAUGUUGUGCUACUGUAUAAAUAAAAAAAACAGUUACAGUAUAAAACACAACAUUGUAAACUGAGCCCAAAGACUGCACAAAUCAAUAAAUACUGUGUUAUUGAAAGCUGUGUGCAGAAAGGGGGUUGACAAUCAACUACCAAAAUAACAAAGAAGUCUCUUUGAGCAGGCACUACUCCAGUGGAGGUGUUCAGGAGUCAAAGCAGGACACAAAGCAAUGUGACACAAAGGAGACAGCUGUGACAUUUAUUUAUUAGGAAGCAUGCGUAAAUCCCAAAUGGCAUUGAGGGGCCAAAGAUGGCAAACACUUAGAUUCAGUGUUUAUCUCUUUUGACUACUCACGUGAUUUGGGAACAUUCCUUGAAACUUAAAGCCUGAACAACGCAAAUCUUUUUUGCCCUACUACCCUGAUUACUAGGAUUACAUUGAUGUAACAUGAUGUGGUUUAAAGUACUUUAGAUAUAUAUAUUUUAAUAAACAUGUUAUGAUAUA
Pungitius pungitius (ninespine stickleback) is the source of this 1940-nucleotide messenger RNA. Its product is annotated as zinc finger protein 572-like. Gene Ontology annotation, biological process: regulation of transcription by RNA polymerase II. The record is from RefSeq and is a predicted model, not a curated record. The transcript has 4 exons. Gene Ontology annotation, molecular function: DNA-binding transcription factor activity, RNA polymerase II-specific; RNA polymerase II cis-regulatory region sequence-specific DNA binding. The coding region runs from base 135 to 1310 and encodes 391 amino acids. Lineage: Eukaryota; Metazoa; Chordata; Actinopteri; Perciformes; Gasterosteidae.